Molecule: messenger RNA, 1364 nt
Organism: Andrographis paniculata
Lineage: Eukaryota; Viridiplantae; Streptophyta; Magnoliopsida; Lamiales; Acanthaceae
Product: vacuolar protein sorting-associated protein IST1-like
Exons: 5
Coding region: 258-1286 (342 amino acids)
Biological process (GO): protein transport
Source: RefSeq, a predicted model, not a curated record
CUUCCAUUAGAUUCAUCAAUGGCGAUCCUUCAUAUAACCACUCAUUUAAAACCCCAACACUCCAUCUCCCACUCUUUUUAAACUUAUUUAUUUAACAUAUAUAUAUAAACCCUCCAGAUUCGAUUUCCUAUUUUCCAAAUUUUGUGAUGCACUCUCCCUUUUUAGAUCGGUUUCGAAUCUUCUUCCUUUCUUGCCUUCUUCAUUCUCCAGAGCUCUUAUAAGAAACCCUAAUUCUGACAUCAAGAAAACAAACAAAAAUGAAGAUGUUUCAGGGCCUGCUGAAAAGCAGAUUCUAUUCCAAAUGCAAAUCGGAUCUGAAAGUUACGAGGACACGAAUUGAGAUUAUAAAGAAGAGAAAGAAUGCCAUCCAGAAGUAUUUCAAGAACGAUAUUGUCGAUCUUCUUAGAAAUGGAUUCGAUCUUAAUGCCUACGACAGGGUGGAAGGACUCAUUCAUGAAAUCGAAAAAUCUUCUUGCUACGAAUUCAUUGAUCGUUAUUGCCAACACAUCUCCGACAAUCUCUCCGCCAUCGACAAACAGAGGGAAUGUCCCAACGACUGCCGCGAAGCCGUCUCAUCCCUCAUGUACGCCGCCGCACGCUUCGCCGACCUCCCGGAGCUCCGGCAGCUCCGGACUCUAUUCUCCGAACGGUACGGGAGAUCGUUAGAUCCUUACGUCGAAAAACAGUUCGCCGAGAAGGCGAACGCAGAGAUGCCUUCAAAAGACGUAAAGCUUCGACUUUUAGAAGAAAUCGCCUCCGAGUCGGGCCUCGAUUGGAGCCCGAAACCAUUGCAAAACAAGCUCUUCAACAAAACGAACGAAUUUAACAAUCGGGACGCUGAAUUGCCGCCGGUGAAGGACAUUUCCGUCGACAUUGUUGGAGCAUUCGCCGACGCGAAAGACGAGGGCCGCGACGAUGAUCGUAAGCCUUUGAUGUAUCGGUCGAACCGUCCGCCGUACACUAAACCGAGAAACGGCGGCGAUGAGCUAUGCGAGAAGGCUCGGCGGGCGGUGAAGUCGGUUAGGACACGCGGACGGGAUUCUCUGCUCGAUCAAACGAGCUCGUCCGAGAGCGACGAGAAAGAUAAGGCUAGGCAGUCGAGCAGGGCAUUGUCUCUACCUCCCGAUAAAUCGUCGGGCGCAGCCGAGACUUCUCCGACGCACGUGAGGUCAGUGUCGUGUGAGGCUAAUGUCCACGUCGGCGGUGGUCACGUGCAUCCGAGGUUGCCGGACUACGACGAUGUUGUCGCCCGGCUUGGAUCGAUCAGAGGGAAAAGUAGCCGUUAGGUAAUACUAUUAAUCAGUAUCGGGAAUCUAAUAGAUAAUGUGCUGUGUAUAAUACUAACAUUCUAGGUAUGUAUUCUA